Messenger RNA from Betta splendens (Siamese fighting fish), 7544 nucleotides. Its product is annotated as phosphatidylinositol 3-kinase regulatory subunit gamma-like. Lineage: Eukaryota; Metazoa; Chordata; Actinopteri; Anabantiformes; Osphronemidae. Bases 1066 to 2709 code for a protein of 547 amino acids. Gene Ontology annotation, biological process: phosphatidylinositol phosphate biosynthetic process; insulin receptor signaling pathway. The record is from RefSeq and is a predicted model, not a curated record. The transcript has 12 exons. Gene Ontology annotation, cellular component: phosphatidylinositol 3-kinase complex. Gene Ontology annotation, molecular function: 1-phosphatidylinositol-3-kinase regulator activity.
UCUGUCCCCCAGCAGUACCUCCACACUGCUCUCAAACUGUGAAAAAGAGUUACGGAGUGAGGAGUGCUCUCCUUUAUCUGCAUAUGCUUGAAUUCUAUAGCAUUUUAUGUAUUUUUCAUACAUAAUUAUUCAUUUUUAUAGAUUUUUUAUACUGCACCUGACAGAUCAGUGGAUAUUUUGUUAGUUGCAUGCAAAGUAAAAACAAAUAGGAAAUUUCUCGGAAAAAGCUUGAUUUGCAUGAAGACAUGACAUUCAUCUGUGACGAUAAGAGGAAAUACCCAGAGGAAUGGCAUCGUGGGAAAAAGUGCCCCUCAGAAGGGAUGGACAACAACGAAGUAGAAAGGUUCUUUAAAAGAUGGAGCGCACAGGGGGAGAGGCGGUACGGGAUGGGGGAGUGGGGGGGUGGCAGAGGGACAUAGGAUGGCGUGAGGACCGAGGCCGGUGGUUGGUUUGAUCAGAGCCACGUGUGCGUCCAGCCACAUUCUCUUUGCCGCUUCGUGGAUGUCGAUGAAACGUUGGCUUCCGCUUCUAUGUUGGCUCAGGUGAACCGAUAUAAGGUGAAAUGAGAGUCCUUGAAGAUGAACCCACGCUGUUUUGCUUCAGUCCAUUUUCCAGUGAAUUUACACCUCAACAACUAAUGUCAAGCCAUCCAUGAACCAGGCACUCAGCUGCUUAGUGACUGGUUCUACUGGAUAGAUCCCAGAUAUGAAUUCCUUUGAUCACCGUGAGGCAGAACAGUGCUUGGCCAUAGAAAAAAACUACUAAUAUACAGUGAAUGCUGUAUAACAUGUUAAAGUGAAAACACUGGAUCUGCUGGCAAUGUCAUCACUCUGCUCUGUGAUAUUGUUCAAAAAGGGGUUUGGGUUAAGCAACAUGCUCUACCUGCACAACACAGGACAGCCAUGAACUCUGCACCAUCGCCCUCUCUAUGCUCCACCAUGAGUGCAACUAUAAGCUGAUAGUAUGUGAUCAGAAGCGUUGUGGCACAUAGGAUCUUGCUGGUUCACAACCUCAAAAAAAACAACAACAUCCUACUGAACCUGGAUUUUACAGUCUAUUGUGAAAAUGGCAGAAGAAGGUUUCAGCACAAACUACACAGAGGACAACAAGCUCCUGACACCUGAUUUCCCAACAUCAUCACUGGCAUCCCUCCAUAUCAAGGACGAGGCUGUGGUCACCAAUGAAAGUACCAUCUAUACGGGAGUUAAUCCUGAGUCCCAUUCUGUAUUUCCUGUGACAAUGUCAUCGCUGAGCAAUCAAUCACAACAACAAACAAAAAAAUCCAUUGAUUCAAGGCCUGAGACUUCACCAGCAUUUCAAGAGUUCUUGGAGUCCGAGAUGGGACAAAAUGACAGGGAGGCUCAGUCUCGCACCCUAACAACACUCCUGCAGGACCCUUCUUACCAUGUUGAUCAUGAAACGUUUCCUGCCAUAAGAAACAACGUCGCAAAGGAAGGAGCACAUCAACCCAAGCACAAAACUACCAAAGCCAUGGCGGCAUGUAACUGCAGUGCUGAUAACAAUCAGCUGUCAGAUGCAGAGUGGUACUGGGGAAACAUUUCACGAGAGGAAGUUAAUGAGAUGAUGAAAAACACUCCUGAUGGCACCUUCCUGGUUCGAGAUGCUUCCAAUAAGAAUAAAGGAGAAUACACUCUUACGCUAAGAAAAGAUGGCUCCAACAGACUGAUAAAGAUUUUUCAUCAUGGGGGGAAAUAUGGCUUUUCCGAGCCACUGGCCUAUGACUCUGUGGUGGAGCUAAUCCAGUACUACCAGAACAAGUCACUAGCCCAAUACAACGUUAAACUAGACACAAGACUACUGUACCCCAUUUCAAGAUACCACCAGGCUGUGAUGGACAUUGACAUUGAUGCAGUUGGAGAACAACUGAGGAUAUUUCAGCAACAAUUUAAGGAGAAGAGUGAAGAGUAUGACCACCUAUUUAAAGAGUUUAACCAAACCUCACAGGACCUGCAGAGUAAGCGGACGGCCAUUGAAGCUUUCAGUGAAAUAAUUCGAAUCUUUGAAGAGGAGUGUGAAACUCAAGAGAGAUACAGCAAAGAAUACAUUGACAUGUUCCUUACUUUGGACAACAGCACAGAGACUGACAAGAUUCAAAGUAACCCAGAUGAGCUACAGUCAAAGGUCGAGGAGAUCCACAACAGCAAGAAAAAGCUUGAGGAAGAACUCUGGAAGAAGGCGCUGGUUCAUAUGGAAGUCGACAAAAAAAUAAACAGCCUGAAACCUGACCUUGUGCAGCUCAGAAGGAUCAGAGAUCAAUAUCUGCUAUGGCUGAGCCAGCAAGGCACUAGGCAGAGCCAAAUUAACGAAUGGUUGGGUAUGAAGAAUGAAGACGAAGACCCAUACACCCUAGCGGAUGACAUGCAUCAGGAGGAAAGCACCUGGUAUGUUGGUUGUAUGAAACGAAGGGAAGCAGAAGAACUGCUGAGGGGAAGGAGGGACGGCACCUUCCUAAUCAGAGAUAGUCAGACUCAGAGAGGCUCAUUUGCCUGCUCAGUUGUUGUGGAUGGGGAUGUAAAGCACUGUGUGAUCAACAGGACGUCCACAGGAUAUGGCUUCGCUGAGCCCUACAACUUGUAUUCAUCACUCAGAGAGCUAGUUCUCCACUACCGACACACAUCCUUGGUACAACAUAACCAGCAGCUGAAUGUAACUCUGGCCUGGCCCGCUCUCAGCCAGCAGCCCAGCUGAGACACACCAGCACACUACCUUAUGGCACUUUCCCAAAGCGUCACUGUGUUCACACUUAAGACACACCAAUAAGGACACUGAUACCAAGCUUGAACUAAGCUAACGGAUAGUUUUGUCAGAAUACAAAGACAAGACACAAAAUAUUUACAAGAGAUCUAAAUAAAAAAACAGGUCACAACACUGCUAUGAUGUAACAGCAGAUUACAAGUCACCAAAGUAGAUUUAUGCUUAAUUAGGAAUGUCAGCAAUUAUUACCACUAGUUAAAGUCUCAUUUACUUAAUUAUUGCCCAUGGGUCACUAAAUCCUCUGAGACUGUAUUGAAAUUAAAACAGUGAUUCUCAACAGUGUAGGGAUUUACAAACGCGACAACCUAUGGCAACCCAUUCCACUAGUUUCUAUAAAUCAUAUACAAUAAUAGACAUUCAUAUGAUAUGAGUAGUUCAUAUGAGUAGUGCGCUGUAUAAAUUUUAUCCUCCAAAUCAGGCACUAAAUAUUUAAGAACAAGCUUUUAAAAAACUUAAUCAAUUAUCUAGAUCCAUCUCUUUUGCUGUGGCCCUUAUUGUUUUACUGUUGACUGAUCAGCAAGUAGUGAAGAAAAGACACUGAUUAGGCUUUUAUUAAGUAGUUUUCUGUGUCCUUCAUAAAUAUCUUAAAAUAAAAUAAUGAGCUCAGGAUGGGAUUCUGCACUAACCAACGCGUCUUCAUUAUGGUUAAUGUUAAAAUGGAGAAGACUCAUAAGCACUUUAUUCAAAACAAAAUUACACAUAGACACAGAGUUCUGUGUAUGCACUAUUACAAUUUCAAAUGUUGAUAUUACGGGCGGAAAACUUUUAUUUAGGUAGUAUUUUCUUGCACACAUUUUACAUUACAUUGAGUAUUUGUGUUGCUUUGCCAUGUCUUCAUUCAGCAAAUAGGACAUCACUGCAAAUGAGUAAUUUAUUUCUACUUCACAGAAAAGUGAAUUGAAUAAUAUAGGCAUUGUCAUGAACUCAAGCAUUAACAACUGAAAUUUCUGAAUUGAAAAAAGAAGAUUUGAAACAGGCAAAUACUGCAAUUCUAAGGCGCAAGCAGUGUGAUAUAUUUAUUACGGAAAAUACUUCACAUAUGUAAUCUAAUCUGUAGAUUACAAAUCUAUGAUAUCUAUCUAUCAAAUCUAUAAAUUAAUAUAAAAGUCAUAUUUUUAGAUUGGUUAAUGACUUAUUUACUGUUUUAACCUAUUUUCAUAGUCGUUUUUUAGAUGGAGUAAUCUCUCAAAACUAUGACAAGUGUUCUGUAGCCUAAUGUGGAGUGAUAAUAUGCUGUAAAAGUCGUACAGCAGUUCUGUCGGAGAAAGUCAGAAAAGUGCCUUUAAGUGAUUUUGUUCCAGUCAUUAAAUUAUUCUUGUAGACAACAAUUUUCUGAGGAAUCAAAUGCUGAGGUUGUGUUUAGCUGGAUAUAAGUCUACAAUAGCACACGUAAACUCAAAGAGGGACUACUGCUAUAAAUCUUUAUAUUUAAAACUAUAAAUCUAAAACUAUACAUAAUCAUCAAAUCAAACAGACCAUAUUCCUGUGUUCUUUGCCACAUUGAAUUUGUAUCAAUUAGCAAGAUAAGAUAUAUAAAUGAAAAAGAUUUACAUCUCAGGAUUUAAAAAUGUAUAUGAAUUUUGUUACAAUAUCACAAAGACAGAGGCUCAUAAUUAUGAUGGUCUUGGAGUUGCAUAAACAUUUAUUUUAUUGUUUAGUGGAAAACAAAGAAAUAAAAACAAUAAAAACAUACAUAAAAAGCUAGUGUUAACACAGCAUUCAGCAUUCUACAGUAAAUAGCAGAACUGACCAAAGAAGUUAAAUUUAUCAGGCCUGCUAGCAUACAGUAGGUAGCUUAAAGGUUACCAUCCAAAAGCUGGUGCAAUUCCUGUAAUGGUGGACCAAACUGUGUCUGUUACCAUAACAUCUAUUUAAAUAAGAAUCAUUUCUUUAAAGUGUUGGCACACAGACACAGACAUUGUUUUCUUCUCUUUAAGUAUGAGGUAUAUUCAAAAUAGUGAAUUACAAAAAUGAAAUUUUUAAAUUGAAGUCUAACUAACACAGGGAAUCCUGUGUGUUCGUUUUUUUUACUGGAGACAAUGUGGUGCAAGUAUUUUAGAGGACAAAUACAAUGUCCUUGCAAUAUGGCAUUGGCAAAUAAAUUUUUAGUAACAGUACCAUAAAAAGGAAUAGUCUUACAUAUUCCUCUUUUACCUAAGUUUGAUUAAAGUAUUUAUCUUUAAAUGUAUGUAUGUUUGUUUCCCUGUCUAGGAGCACAUUUAAAUAGACAUCUCUCCUAUCUGUAGCAGUGAAAAGGUGUAAAUGUUCGCAUGCCAGCAACAGAUUAGAUAGGUAUCUGUAAGCAACGUACAGUAUUACAAAUCACUGACAUUUAGGCUGGUUACUGUUACUAUACAGUAAGUUUACUAUCACCUUUAGAACAUAUAUUAUACCUUUUUGCUUAGGUUUUGUCAUUGGUGCUAGGCUUGCUGUACUUUUUCUUAAAUGCACUUCCCUGACAUCAAGUCACACUCACAGUAUGAAUAGUGCUGUAGCAUUACUCAAAGAAUUUCUCAUUAUACGUGCUCUGUGUGUCAUACUUCUGAGAACAUCCCUCAAAAAUACGGUCUAACAUACAGGUAAAAUUCCUGAUGAUUGCAUCGUUCGUAAUGUGAAAAUAAAUAGUAAAUAAAAUAAAUAAAUUACAUUUAUAACAAAAUUCAUUAAGGAACACAAUCAAUUUAGGAUAAAUUUUAGGUUUAAAGCUUUUAUUCCAGUUUUGUAAUGCUACUGGACAAAAGUACUACUACACUCCUGUAUAUAAAGGCCUGAAAAGAUUUGUAAUUACAGCAGUGUAGUCUAUUUAACAUGCAUUGUGCAUACAUGCAUUGAAAAAAAAGAUGUAAUGCAUGCAGCGUCCACCAGCGUCUGAAAGUUAAAUAUGAAACUGUAAAGCGUCUAUUACUUCUUAUUUACGAUAUAUGUUUUGCACACAACAUGGUACAACAUGGUAAAUUUAUUUAUUUAUUGUUGUGAAUACUACAAAAUAUUAUUUAUGUUAUAGAAUAAUAGAUAAUUAAUUUUUUACCAGGGAAAUUGAAUCCCUGCUCCUUAAAGUUUAGAUUAAAAAGCAUAGUAUUUGCACAUAAGUAUCUCAUGUGGAGAUUCUAUGAUACUACUACAUAUAUCUGUGAAUAGCUACACUGUUACUGAAGCAGGUGGUGGUGCUAAAUUUUGAGAUGUUGCUGAAGAGAUUGUUACAGUAUGUUGGACACCUGAUAAAGCACUAAAAUGAGUUUUUAAAACCCUUUCCUUUUUUAAUGAGCUGACCUCUUAAUAGUGUUUAGCUGUGAAAAGUUAGAUAUCCUAGUAUUUUUUAGUUUUUUGUGAUCAGUGUGUUAUUUUCUGUCAUGACCGUUUAAUGGUUUUUUUUCAUCAUGUAAACACUGCGCAAAACAGCAAAACAAAAUGAAAUCCAGAAGUACUGAAAACAUGUUUUAAAAUGAUUACCAUUUUGCAGGAAAACUGUCUCAUGUCAUACAAAGUGUGUCUUGAUGUACUUAUGACUGCAGAAUUUUAAGUUACUGUAAAAGAUAAUGUGUUACGGCAAAAAACUGAUGCAACUGUUUGUUUUAAAAUUGAAUUUGGUAAAAAAGUAGUUGUGUAGUUAUACUGUAGUAUUAUUCACAGCUACAGUAUAAUGAAUAUUGUUAUUUGGACUAAAAGCAGGUUAAGGUUUUACUUCCACAACUGUUCAUGUAGAUAUAGUAAGAUUUGUUGUCUCUAUAUUUGUUGAAACUCUGCUAGAGUCUAUGUUUUGUGGCAUGGAAUAUUAAAUUAGUCUAAGCAAAACCAUAAAAACAGCUAGAAACAUUUGUUUGAGUAAACAAAAUAGACCUAUUUGGAUAUCUUUAGAAAUAAUGUUCUGUAAGAAGCAUCUGCACCAAUAGGUACAGUACAGUGAUGUUAGAGUUGGAUUGAUGUUAGGUUUAAUGUCCUGAAAGAUGAUAAGAUAAUUGAUUGUCAUAAAGAAAUAACAUUUAUAUAAAUGUUAUAUUUUGGUUCUUGGAGGGUGUGAAGGAAGUGGCUAUGAAGGUACAGUAGGUUUGAUGUGAGAGCUGAGAAGAUUUGAACUUGAGUACGUAUUGAACUGGUUUCAUAUUUGGUUUUGAUGAAACAUUGGUUGCAGUUAGGGUCAAAAAGAAUGAAGCUUGUCACAGAUAUAUGCAUUUGCAGACUUAUUAAAUAUCUUCUAUAAUUGACAUUAUUCCAAUUUCAUGCCACAACACAUUGGAAGCUAACAAACGUUUGUUAAAAGUAAACCACAUCAUUUUGUGAGUGCUGUUUGUUUUCCAUUUCACACUGAGUUAGAAGUUGUUCAUUAUCAACAUCAAUGUUUAAAAUUCAAGGACAUUACAUAGUGUAUUUAGAAAUAUUUUCUUUAGAAAUGUUUUGCUUAUAUUUGAGCUGUGGAUAUGAUUAAAUACCUCUACAUCACAAUCACUAUAGUUUCUAUAAAAAUUAUGUUCCUGUAACUUUUUGUUUUUAAUUGUGGUUGUAUGGAUUUGAUUUCUUUAAUGAAAUGCAUUUAGCUGCCCUUGGUUGAUAGCCUAUUGUUAUGAAAAAAUACUUUGCAAAAUGUUCAUUUACUGUAUUUAUUAUGCAAUAACAAAACAGUAUUCCAUUUUACUUGGCAGUAAAGUAGCUUGUGUUUCUUUUAGGUGUCAUAGAUAAAGAAAAUUAUCAUUAUCAAACAUGUUUGAUGAUGUAAAAUUUGAACAACUUACAUGUAUGCACUUUCAAAUCCCUAAAUAAAAUUGAGGUCGUUA